Messenger RNA from Capsella rubella, 3890 nucleotides. Its product is annotated as ABC transporter B family member 14. Gene Ontology annotation, biological process: transmembrane transport. The transcript is spliced from 9 exons. NCBI's taxonomy places the organism in Eukaryota, Viridiplantae, Streptophyta, Magnoliopsida, Brassicales, Brassicaceae. Gene Ontology annotation, cellular component: membrane. Bases 1 to 3744 code for a protein of 1247 amino acids. The record is from RefSeq and is a predicted model, not a curated record. Gene Ontology annotation, molecular function: ATP hydrolysis activity; ABC-type transporter activity; ATP binding.
AUGGAUAACAUAGAACCACCCUCUAAUGGAAAUAUCCAUGCUGAGAUAGAAACAAAGUUGGAGGAGAAGAAGAAAAUGAAGAAGGAAUCAGUUUCGUUGUUGGGUUUGUUCGGUGCAGCUGAUAAUGUUGAUUGCUUCUUGAUGUUCCUAGGCGGUUUAGGCACUUGUAUUCAUGGUGGUACGCUUCCGCUUUUCUUCGUGUUCUUCGGUGGAAUGCUAGAUUCUCUUGGAAAUCUUUCUACAGAUCCUAAAGCCAUAUCUUCCCACGUUUCACAGAAUGCUUUGUACUUGGUCUACCUAGGAUUUGUCAAUUUGGUAUCAGCCUGGAUCGGUGUCGCUUGUUGGAUGCAAACAGGGGAAAGACAAGCAGCAAGAUUGCGUAUAAAUUAUCUCAAAUCAAUCUUAGCAAAAGAUAUUACUUUCUUUGAUACAGAAACUAGAGAUUCAAACUUCAUUUUCCACAUAUCAAGCGAUGCAAUCUUGGUUCAAGAUGCAAUUGGCGACAAGACCGGUCAUGUUUUGCGGUACUUAUGUCAGUUCACUGUGGGAUUUGUCAUUGGUUUUUUGUCGGUAUGGCAACUAACGUUGCUCACGUUAGGAGUGGUUCCACUGAUAGCAGUUGCAGGAGGAGGCUAUGCUAUAGUCAUGUCUACAAUCUCAGAGAAGAGUGAAGCUGCUUAUGCUGAUGCAGGCAAAGUCGCAGAAGAGGUCAUGUCACAGGUAAGAACAGUGUAUGCAUUUGUAAGAGAAGAGAAAGCUAUAGAAUCUUACUCAAACUCGCUCAAGAAAGCUUUAAAACUCAGUAAAAAGAGCGGUCUUGCUAAAGGUUUAGGAGUUGGAUUAACAUAUAGCCUUUUGUUCGGUGCUUGGGCAUUGCUUUUUUGGUAUGCAAGUCUUCUUGUACGCCACGGCAAAACCAACGGAGCAAAAGCCUUUACAACGAUCCUCAAUGUCAUUUAUAGUGGUUUCGCCUUAGGUCAAGCGGUGCCUAGCUUGUCUGCAAUUUCCAAAGGCAGAGUUGCUGCUGCAAAUAUCUUUAGCAUGAUAGGAAACAACAAUCUUGAAAAUCCUGCGAGAUUAGACAAUGGAACAAUAUUGGAAAAUGUAGCUGGGAAGAUUGAGUUUCAUCGAGUAUCUUUCGCAUACCCUUCUAGACCAAACAUGGUUUUUGAUAAUCUUAGUUUCACAAUACAUUCAGGCAAGACUUUUGCAUUUGUCGGUCCAAGUGGUUCAGGGAAAAGCACAAUCAUAUCAAUGGUGCAGCGUUUCUAUGAACCUAACUCAGGGGAGAUUCUCUUGGAUGGAAAAGACAUCAAGUGCCUGAAGCUUAAAUGGUUGAGAGAACAUAUGGGAUUAGUGAGUCAAGAACCGGCUUUAUUCGCCACAACCAUAGCUUCAAACAUUCUUCUUGGUAAAGAAAAUGCAAGUAUGGUUCAAAUCAUAGAAGCUGCUAAAGCAGCUAAUGCAGAUUCUUUCAUUAAAUCUUUACCCGAUGGUUACAGUACUCAGGUUGGAGAAGGAGGAACUCAGCUCUCAGGAGGACAGAAACAGAGGAUUGCUAUUGCUCGAGCGGUUCUAAGAAAUCCAAAGAUAUUACUUUUAGAUGAAGCAACAAGCGCUCUUGAUACCGAAUCAGAGAAGAUUGUUCAACAAGCACUUGACAGUGUCAUGGAGAAAAGAACAACAAUCGUAGUUGCGCAUAGAUUAUCCACCAUUCGAAAUGUUGACAAGAUUAUUGUACUUAGAAAUGGCCAAGUUAUGGAAACCGGAAGCCACUUAGAACUUAUAUCAAGAGGAGGAGAUUAUGCGACUCUUGUGAAAUGUCAAGACACAGAACCUCAAGAAAACUUGAGAUCAGUCAUGUCUGAAUCUUGUAGAUCUCAACCUGGAUCUUCUAGCUCAAGAAGAGUUUGUAGCUCAAGAAAGAGUACUUCUAGCUUCAGGGAAGACCACGAGAAGUCUGAAAAAUAUUCAAAUGGCGGAGAUCUAAGCUCAUCCUCGAUGAUAUGGGAACUUAUGAAGAUGAAUGCUCCAGAAUGGCCUUAUGCAUUACUUGGCUCAAUUGGUGCAGUUCUUGCUGGAUCACUACCAGCAUUGUUCUCCAUGGGGAUUGCUUAUGUGUUAACCACGUUUUAUUCACCUUUUCCUAGUCUGAUCAAGCGUGAAGUUGAAAAGGUAAUUAUUAUCUUCGUUGGAACUGCAAUAGUAACAACUCCUAUAUAUCUUCUCCAACAUUACUUCUAUACACUUAUGGGAGAGCGUCUUACUUCUCGGGUUCGCUUAUCCUUAUUCUCAGCCAUACUUGUGAAUGAGAUUGGUUGGUUUGAUCUGGAUGAGAACAACACUGGUUCACUCACUUCAAUCUUAUCUGCUGAUGCAACCUUGGUGAGGAGUGCAGUAGCGGAUCGCCUCUCGACAAUAGUCCAAAACAUAUCUCUUACAGUCACAGCCUUAGCACUUGCCUUUUUCUACAGUUGGCGUGUUGCAGCCGUAGUAACUGCUUGUUUUCCUCUUCUCAUUGCCGCUUCACUUACCGAGCAAUUGUUUCUAAAAGGCUUCGGAGGAGAUUACACAAGGGCUUACUCUAGAGCUACUUCAUUGGCCCGUGAAGCAAUCGUGAAUAUAAGAACUGUCGCUGCGUUUGGUGCUGAAAACCAAAUCUCAGAACAGUUUGCUUGUGAGUUAAGCAUUCCCACCAAGAAUGCCUUGCUCAAAGGUCAUAUCUCUGGAUUUGGAUACGGUUUAUCUCAGUGUCUCGCGUAUUGUUCCUACUCACUUGGUCUCUGGUACAUCUCUGUUUUGAUGAAGCGGAAGGAGACAAACUUUGAGGAUAGUAUCAAAUCUUUCAUGGUAUUGCUCGUCACAGCUUACUCGGUAGCAGAAACGCUUGCGUUAACCCCAGAUAUCGUGAAGGGCACUCAAGCACUCGGUUCUGUUUUUAGGGUACUACAUAGAGAGAGUGAAAUACAUCCGGACCAACCUGACUCAAGAUUAGUCACUCAGAUAAAAGGAGAUAUAGAGUUUAGAAACGUGAGCUUUGCGUAUCCCACGAGACCUGAAAUCGCCAUUUUCAAAAAUCUAAAUCUCAGGGUUUCACCCGGGAAAAGUCUUGCGGUCGUGGGACCUAGUGGUUCAGGAAAGAGCACGGUGAUCGGACUGAUCAUGAGAUUCUACGAUACGAGCAACGGAAAACUCUGUAUCGAUGGGCAUGAUAUAAAAACCCUAAACCUACGUAGCUUGCGCAUGAAGCUAGCGUUAGUCCAGCAAGAACCGGCUCUAUUUUCAACAACCAUAUACGAAAACAUCAAGUACGGGAACGAGAACGCGUCUGAGGCAGAGAUCAUUCAAGCCGCUAAAGCAGCGCAUGCGCACGAAUUCAUAAUUAAGAUGGAAGAAGGGUACAAGACGCACGUAGGAGAUAAGGGAGUGCAGCUAUCAGGUGGUCAAAAACAGAGAGUGGCUAUCGCGAGGGCAGUUCUAAAGGAUCCUUCAGUGCUUCUCCUUGAUGAGGCAACGAGUGCUUUGGACACAAGCUCGGAGAAACUGGUUCAAGAGGCACUUGACAAGCUGAUGAAGGGACGAACCACGGUGUUAGUGGCUCACAGGCUUUCGACCAUAAGAAAAGCAGACAUGAUUGCUGUGUUACAUAAGGGAAGAGUUGUGGAGAAGGGAAGUCAUAUAGAGCUUGUUUCCAAAUCUGAUGGAUUUUAUAAGCAAUUCACGAGUCUUCAAGAUGUGGUGUGACUCAUCGUCGUUGAAGUUUCAUUUUGCCUUUUUUUUUUAAUUCAAAUUUAUACAAAAAGUUAUUCAAACAUAUUAAUCUCGUAAUACUUUGUAUAUGUAUAAGUUUAAACAAUAAGUUAUAUCAACAAGCUAUAUCAUUCAUAUCU